This is a messenger RNA of Ooceraea biroi (clonal raider ant), 1415 nucleotides long. It is a transcript of the gene Tspo, whose product is annotated as Translocator protein. Gene Ontology annotation, cellular component: mitochondrial outer membrane. Lineage: Eukaryota; Metazoa; Arthropoda; Insecta; Hymenoptera; Formicidae. The record is from RefSeq and is a predicted model, not a curated record.
UUUCUGGAUCAAUCAAAUUGGCAGCGGAGACCAGAUGAAGAGGAAUCCCCGGACGAUAGUUACAUCACUGCCCGGAAAAUUUAUGACAAUUUUGUGACGCUGACUAAACUCAUCCCAGCAGUCCGCUUAUCGACGUUCUCCACGAGCGUGCCUCGCGGAUCGUUGUGUGCGCUCGCGUUCGUUUCAGGCGUCAGGAUGACCAUCAAUUGGCCCCUAGCGGGCGCAACAAUCCUCCCGAACGUCGGCGGCUGGAUAGGCCAGAUCAUCGCCGAGAAAAAUCUCAAACCCUGGUACGAGUCGCUAAAAAAGCCAGCCUGGACGCCGCCGAACUGGUUGUUUGGACCUGUGUGGACUGCUGCCUACUUUUCGAUAGGCUACUCGUCGUACGUCGUUUGGCGAGACGGGGGUGGUUUCGCGGGGGCGGCCGUACCGUUCAGCAUCUACGGCGUUAAUCUCGCCCUUAAUUGGCUGUGGACACCGAUAUUCUUCGGGGCUCACAAGAUCAAUUGGGCUCUCUACGACAUUGCGGCGCUAUGGAUCAGCACGAUACCGGUCGGAGUCACGUUCUACCAGGUCAACCCUAUCGCCGGCUACUUCGUCAUCCCGUACUUCGCGUGGACCACUUUCGCCGCGGUCCUCAACUACGUUAUUUAUCGAGAUAACAAACAGAUACCGGACGCCACGAAAGACGUGGAAGAGAAUAAAUAAAGACGUUUACCUAGCAAAACGCACAGAUAAAAAAAAAGAGAGAGAGAGAAAGAUAGAGAGAACGAUACUCCGUGAAACGUUUGCUUACAAAGUCAGCUUUUCGUGUUGGAAGAUAUACAUAAGGGCUUAAUGCUACCGAUGAGCUUAUCAAGUUGAACAUUGAAUCAGCGAUUUGGUACCAACGAUACGAUAAUACGGGUCAAAAUCAAGCAUCUGCGUCUGUCGAAAGAAAAUAUUAAGAAAGCCGAAAUCGUUGUUCCUAAAAUACUCGAAUUUAUUACUUUUUUUUAUUUGGCUUAAUUACUUACGUAAUAUAUCCAGUAAUUUAUAAUUGAAUCUGAUACUUUGGAUGAGAUCACUUCCAAAACGAUGACACGCGCAAACACCGAUUUCGCCCACUGUAUAUACAUACGACGAAGUUUGACACGGAAAUUUUUCAGUUUGGGAUAAGUCAAACUUAUCGACCUGCCGUUCUUUUCUCUCUCUCUCGAUCUUCUAGUCUUCUUAAAAAGAAAGAGAAGAGAAAAUCGAUCGAGCGUCUACGUCUUCUCAUGAGCCAUGUUUCUUUUGUACAAUUGUCGUUGUUGACCACCGCGGUCAAACCGUGGGAACUCGACGAACCUCUUUACGUGCCUUUACAUUGAACGCACAAUGCUGUCAGUAUACACGUUUAUUGAUUGAUAUACGAAAUAAAAUUAGUUAACCGA